AUGAAACUACUCAUCAUAAUGAAUAUUUUAUCAGUAGUAUAUAAUGCUCAAAUAUUGUCAAAUCGAUCACCAUCUGUUGAUAAACCUAAAGUUCAACAAUCAUCUAAUGGACUUACUGGCAUUGGAAAAACUGUAGUGGAUAUUCAAAUUAAUGGAGCUUUAUUGGCAAAUGCAAAAACAGAUCAACUGAUCAAAUGGAAUCCUAUUUAUGAAAAUUCUAAUUCAAAUGAAUACAUACAACUAUCUAUUACAAUUCGUCGUUUGAUUAAAAAAUUGGUUAAACUGGCUAUUCCUCCAGGAUCCGAUGAUGGAGAUUUUGGAAAAGUUAUACUUUCUAAAGUAAAUAUUCCUAUUACAGAAUCUCAAGUGUUUGGUGGAGUGACAGCCGCGCUGUCAGUGAGGUUUUUAUAUCCUAAUGCACAAAAUCUAAAUAUCGAUUCAAUAAUGGAUCAUUUAAAAUCUGAUUAUGUUCGUAAUAGCGAAAUAUUAUCCUUGAAAAUCAUCCAACUUAAAGUGAAUGUUACAGCAGAAAACGUGGAACAGGCCGAUUCAUCUCAACAACCAACAACUGAACUGCGAGCAGUGAACACAGACGGAAGUUUGUCAUCACAAAAUGUACUGCCCGAGGACGGAGUUACCACUGACAAUGUGACAGGAGGUGGACAGCAGGACGGAGGAAGCACAACACAGACGGAAACAGAAACAAUAAGUCAUCCAAUGCCUUCGCCAACUGAGCAUCCAUCAACUGAAGUUACAGCAGAAAACGUGGAACAGACCGAUUCAUCUCAACAACCAACAACUGAACUGCGAGCAGUGAACACAGACGGAAGUUUGUCAUCACAAAAUGUACUGCCCGAGGACGGAGUUACCACUGACAAUGUGACAGGAGGUGGACAGCAGGACGGAGGAAGCACAACACAGACGGAAACAGAAACAAUAAGUCAUCCAAUGCCUUCGCCAACUGAGCAUCCAUCAACUGAAGUUACAGCAGAAAACGUGGAACAGACCGAUUCAUCUCAACAACCAACAACUGAACUGCGAGCAGUGAACACAGACGGAAGUUUGUCAUCACAAAAUGUACUGCCCGAGGACGGAGUUACCACUGACAAUGUGACAGGAGGUGGACAGCAGGACGGAGGAAGCACAACACAGACGGAAACAGAAACAAUAAGUCAUCCAAUGCCUUCGCCAACUGAGCAUCCAUCAACUGAAGUUACAGCAGAAAACGUGGAACAGACCGAUUCAUCUCAACAACCAACAACUGAACUGCGAGCAGUGAACACAGACGGAAGUUUGUCAUCACAAAAUGUACUGCCCGAGGACGGAGUUACCACUGACAAUGUGACAGGAGGUGGACAGCAGGACGGAGGAAGCACAACACAGACGGAAACAGAAACAAUAAGUCAUCCAAUGCCUUCGCCAACUGAGCAUCCAUCAACUGAAGUUACAGCAGAAAACGUGGAACAGACCGAUUCAUCUCAACAACCAACAACUGAACUGCGAGCAGUGAACACAGACGGAAGUUUGUCAUCACAAAAUGUACUGCCCGAGGACGGAGCUUCCAGUCAUCAAAAUAUUGUUCAUUCAAACGAUGUUUUAGUUCCUCAUUACGAAUGUCAAACUUCUCUGAAUCAAUCUUCUAAUUGUGAAAGUUCGUCUGAUACAGGUUAG
Molecule: messenger RNA, 1671 nt
Organism: Schistosoma guineensis
Lineage: Eukaryota; Metazoa; Platyhelminthes; Trematoda; Strigeidida; Schistosomatidae
Source: the annotation of a GenBank genome assembly